Messenger RNA from Laetiporus sulphureus 93-53, 891 nucleotides. RefSeq lists its product as uncharacterized. The record is from RefSeq and is a predicted model, not a curated record. Bases 1 to 891 code for a protein of 296 amino acids. The transcript is spliced from 3 exons. NCBI's taxonomy places the organism in Eukaryota, Fungi, Basidiomycota, Agaricomycetes, Polyporales, Laetiporaceae. Gene Ontology annotation, cellular component: mitochondrion.
AUGACCGUUCUACAUCGUGCCGCCGUCGCUGCGUCCGUCUUAGGUCGCACGCAUGGGCGGCAACCGUGCCAAUACUAUCGUACCAGGCCGACAUCCAUAACGCGCUCCUCAUGCCGAUUGCUCACGAUUCAUGUACUCAUCGAUACGGACUCCCUUCCUCCAUCUCCCACUUCACUCACACGAGAGCCGCAAACGCUAGCUCCAAGCGGAUCGCCUGUGCAGACAGCUCCGCGGCCUUAUCCUCUGCUGACGCAGGUCAAGAUCGAACAGCAGAAGACGCGCUCUCGUCCGCAGAAUCUGACCACGCGAUGGCAGCGCCUUGAACGCUCCUUGCGCGGCAAGGGAGCGUAUGCUAAACAGAUCAACGAACUCGUGACCGAGGCAGAUGGUGAUGAAUCUGGGACACAUGUGGGCGUGCCGGGGACUGCAGGAUGGAAAGGCAAGCAACCUAGGAUGUUCGACGGAUUUGUUGUCCCAGAUAAGCCCAGCGAACCCGAAGCAGAUGAAUGCUGCAUGUCGGGAUGUACCAUAUGCGUGUACGAUCUAUAUGCUGCAGCACUUGAGGAUUACAAACUAGCUAUGGAGGCACUACGAACUACGUUAUUGGCGCGCAACAUACCGGAAAAGGAGUGGCCUGAAGACGUAAGAGCUGCUGGACCACAAAAUGAAAAUAAAAGGGCAAAACAAGAUACUUUACGAGACAUCACGCUCAAUGCAUUCGAAGCCCUCGAACGCUCACUGCGAGAGAAGCAGGAGAGAGAUAAAUCUGACAUGGGCCCUGGCGUGGAUGGGCGACCUGCCCCAUCCGCGAGGCAAAGUAGAAGGACGUCACUGACAAGUAUUGGCGCGGUAUCGGAGGCGAUACGAUGGGUGCUGUACAGCAAUCGAUAG